UUCAGCCAGCUAAAAGGAGUUAGGAUGUACUGACGCACUGAUAUUCUCACACUUCAAAGAUGAUGAUGCUAGUGGUGUUCUCUCUGGUAUGCAUACUGCAACAUCAAGUUUUUGGAUAUGGCUCAUAUAUAUCGCAUCUCGUCGUAAACACUGGCGAUCGAGUCAUCCUUUGGUGUACUAAUCAUGAUUUAAGCCAGCUGCAAGGAAAAGUCACCCUAACCUGGGAAAAAAGCCACAAGACCAUACAAGCAGGUGACCCACGGCUGAACACAGUAGCAAAUGGCACUUUAGAACUCAACAAUGUACAGACAGAAGACUGGGGGUUCUAUCGUUGCACUGUCACAGCAAACAAUUUUAAAGUGGUAAACACCACCUACCUUAUCGUCAGAGAAACUUACCAAUAUCGUUACCACACUUUCAACAGAAUGUCUCAUCUACAAACACAGCUCGACGUCGAUUUCUCUCAAUAUGGGUCAUCCGUCUUGUUUCCUGGUUCAGUAUUCACCAAUAGUCCCACAAACGUAGCAGUAGUUGUUGCCUACAAAACAGUGCACAAAGUUCUCAGACUUGAAAGAGAGGCAUCAAGUAAUGAACAAGAAAAGAGGCCAGAUACCUCGAGUAUCGUUUCCGCUAAGAUCAUCCCUCGUCCAACGAGUCCACUGAGAACACCAUUCAAACUGGUUUUUGAUCACAGCAACAAGGUACAAGAAAUUAAAGUUGUGUCAGUUGGUUCAUCCAUGGUUCAUCCAUGUUGUUAA
Messenger RNA from Stylophora pistillata, 758 nucleotides. RefSeq names its product adhesion G protein-coupled receptor D1. The record is from RefSeq and is a predicted model, not a curated record. Gene Ontology annotation, cellular component: plasma membrane. Lineage: Eukaryota; Metazoa; Cnidaria; Anthozoa; Scleractinia; Pocilloporidae. Gene Ontology annotation, molecular function: G protein-coupled receptor activity. Gene Ontology annotation, biological process: cell surface receptor signaling pathway; G protein-coupled receptor signaling pathway.